AUGGAGUCUGAAGGCGGAGACGACGAUAAGAGAGACGUGGCGAAGCAAGAGAAGAAUGCAAAGAGUAGCCAGGCGGCGGAGUGCCGGGUCCUGGUUCUGCAGCCGGGCAGGUCUAGGCCGAUCAGCUUGAACUUGGAUGAGUUGAGGGCGUGUCACGAACUCAGGCUCGAGUUGCCGUUCGAGGAUCUGACGGUGGCGCUUCCACCAGGGUUCUCCGACAUGCAGGUGAACACUGUGGCCGGCGACUCCCCCCUCGUCGACUGGAAGAUCAACCACCCAGAGGAAGACCCCGAGAAGAUGAAGGAGAGGAUCAAAGUAUGGGUUCAAGCGGUGGCGCUCUCCUACGCCUGCCAUCAUCCCAGCAAAUAG
Musa acuminata AAA Group (dessert banana) is the source of this 369-nucleotide messenger RNA. RefSeq lists its product as uncharacterized. The transcript has 2 exons. NCBI's taxonomy places the organism in Eukaryota, Viridiplantae, Streptophyta, Magnoliopsida, Zingiberales, Musaceae. The record is from RefSeq and is a predicted model, not a curated record. Bases 1 to 369 code for a protein of 122 amino acids.